Molecule: messenger RNA, 5039 nt
Organism: Chrysemys picta bellii (western painted turtle)
Lineage: Eukaryota; Metazoa; Chordata; Testudines; Emydidae
Gene: ORC3
Product: origin recognition complex subunit 3
Biological process (GO): DNA replication initiation; DNA replication
Cellular component (GO): DNA replication preinitiation complex; nuclear pre-replicative complex; nuclear origin of replication recognition complex
Molecular function (GO): DNA replication origin binding
Source: RefSeq, a predicted model, not a curated record
AGUGGAGGAAGUGAACGCGCCCUGUUGUCGGAGAUUUGCGCAUGCGCCAGUAACUUCUCGCGCGCUCGCUCGAGUGGGCUGAGGUGCUGGACACGGGAGCGCGUGGGGGCAGAAUGAGCACGAGCUCCGUCUCCAAGGGCUGCUUUGUGUUUAAACCAAGUUCCAAGAAGAGAAGGAUAUCUUCAUCAACAGCUGACUAUUUUAGUGAAGGUAAAAAUGAUUCAGAGGACAGCGGUCUUCGAUUUGCUACUUGUCAGUUGUUAUGGAAGCAGAUCAAUUCUGAAACAGAGAAAAUACAAGAAGAACUCAAUAAACAAUUAUUUGAUAACCUAAUAAGUUUUCUGAGACAAUCUUACUCUGAAUUCCAAACAAAGAAGACAGAAUGGAUGUGUCGGAUGAAAUCCAGUGAAAUUCCUACUGCAGCUCUUGUCCUAGGUGUAAAUGUUACAGAUCAUGACGUGACUUUUAAAAGUCUCUCAGAGGUUCUUCAGGAUAACGUUACUCCUUAUGUAGUCUCACUGCAAGCCAAAGAAUGCCCAGGCAUAAAACAUCUGCUUCAGAAACUGAUGGGACAGCUAAUGGACUGCUGUGUAGAUGUGGACUCAUUUGAAGAGGAGGAAUGUGUUAACAUUUCCCAGAAAAAGAUACGCUGCUCAAUGGCUUCUCUUUCCAAAUGGUACGAGAGUGUAACAAAGAAAACAGGUUCUGAAACUCCAAGCAAAAAAAUAACUUCCUCUUCCAGGCACUGGCAAUCUCCUCCAAUUGUGGUUAUCUUCAAGGACAUGGAAAGUUUCACAACGAAAGUACUUCAGGACUUCAUAGUUAUCAGCAGUCAGCACAUACAUGAAUUCCCUCUUGUACUCAUUUUUGGAAUUGCCACGUCUCCAAUGAUCAUCCACAGGUUACUUCCUCAUUCUGUUUCUUCUCUGCUGUGUAUAGAGCUUUUCCAGUCUCUUUCCUGCAAGGAGCACCUGGCUACAGUAAUUGACAAGCUACUUCUGACAACUCAGUUUCCCUUUAAACUAAGUGAGAAAGUGUUGCAAGUUCUAAUCAACAUAUUUUUGUACCAUGAUUUCUCUGUCCAGAACUUUAUCAAAGGAUUUCAGCUGUCUGUUGUGGAGCAUUUCUAUUCCCAGCCCCUCAGUGUGUUGUGCUGCCAGCUCCUGGAAGCUAAGAAGAGAGUAAAUUCUUUAUCUCACAAUCAGUGUGAAAACAUUCGAAGCCUGCCAUCUUUUAGAAGAUAUGUGGAAAGUCAAGUCUCAGAAAAACAAAUUGCACUUCUGACUGAGGACAGUUUUUUAAAGGAGGUAACACAGACAUUACUGGAAGACUUGCAUAUUUACCAUGAGAAUUAUUUCACAGUUCUGAGAUGUCUUCAUGUUUUCACAACUUCCCUUCCAAAGUACCCUUUGGGCAAACAGAUCAGAGAGCUGCACUGUGCAUGUUUGGGAAAGAGUGUGUGGGAAACAGAAGAAUAUGGGUCAACUGUUCAGUUACUAAGGAUGUUGGCUAAGGAUGAGUUGGUGGCCAUACUUCAAAAAUGUGUGGAGAUUUUUAUAUCGUCUUCUGGAAAACAGUUUAGCAACACGGUAGAAAAACUGGAGGAGUUCCUGGCACGAUUUCAAAAUCUGGAAAUAGCAGAAACCAAUGAGGUACAAGAUGUGUCUGUGUUGUCACAAAAGGAACUCCAGAAGAAGACAGACCUCUAUCACCUUCAGAAGACUUUGCUGGAGUUGAAAGAAUCAAAAAGAUCUAAGAAACUAACUAAGUUUGAAAUGCUCCGGUUCGAAGUGGUUGACUUUAUAGACAGCCUGGUAAGAAGUUACCUUGCUCCUGCAGAGAUGCAGACCCUGAACGAAGUGGUGUAUUUCAACACAGCUAACACCCUCCGUGAGCACUUGAAUGCUGCCCCACGGAUUGCUCUUCACACAGCUCUGAACAACCCCUAUUGCUACCUGAAAAAUCAAACUUUGAAAAGCGACGUCGGAUGCAUUUCUAAUACUGCUCCUGACAUAUGCAUAGUGUAUAAACUUCAUUUGGAGUGCGGCAGAUUAAUAAAUCUUGUUGACUGGUUAGAGGCCUUUUCAACUGUGGUAACAGCGGUUGAAGGAACAGAUCCAGAUUCAGUGGCCACAGACCAGGUGGAUGAAAUUAUCCACGCUCGUUUUAUUAGAGCCGUUUCAGAACUGGAACUUUUAGGGUUCAUAAAACCUAGCAAACAGAAAACAGAUCAUGUGGCAAGGCUGACAUGGGGAGGCUGUUAAAUGAUAGAACAAGUCAAGAAAGAGUAACCAAUGUAUGCACGCUGCCUAUGAAAAUUCAUUAUGGCCUAAGGGGGACAAUGUAGCCCUUGGGACAAAUUAAUCCUUUAUGUAACUCUACUGAUGUUAAAGGAGUUAAACUAAGGAUAAAUUUGACCUCUUAUGUACUAUAUUCUAAUUGCCAACAAAAUAUUACCUCUUUUCUAUAUGUUUGUAUGGACAAGGAGUCAGCUUUAGUACAUGAUUUAAUAUUCACUUAAACUUGCAAAGUUCUGACCACUGUUCUGUACCAGCUUUCAUCUUCUGUGAUGUAUGCUAGGAGGCCAGAACGAGAUUAUGUUGAAUUUUCUUUUAAUGUGUAAUCCUGAAUGUAAUUUGCUCACAAUCUGGAUUUAAAUGGUCAUGUUAUGAAAUGUUCUCCAGAUACUGCAUAUUUUCAAAAAAUCAUUCUGCUGAGAUUUUAAACAAGCCUCUGUAACCCUAACCCACUGAGAACUCCCCUUGUGGUGUGCAGUACCAGCAACUCUGAGUGGAACUAUUUGACGAUCCCGGUGAUGGUACCCUGGGAAGACUUGUCUACAAACAGAAGAAAACCAGGUUUCUGUAUUAGAAAAUGAAGGAAAAGUGUUCCUGAAGGGACAAAAACAAUUGUUACAAUCCAAUUUGAUAACAUAGCUGGACACUAAAUAAGACUAUUUCAAAAAUACUCCUUUACCUAGCCUACAUUAAUCAGAUUUCAUUAUCCACCUAGGAGAAAUGAGAACAUUGUACAAUUGAGUGCUGAAUGAAGGUAAUAAAAUACCCAUUUAAAGUACAAGGUCAUCAUUUCUCAUCCCCGCCGCGCCCCCCCUCCCCCCCCCGAGAUUUUUGUUCAUUGUGCAGUGGGACAAGUAAGGGAAACAGCUGUGUGGGAAUAAUGUAACUGUUGAAAUGAUUUCAUAACUGACAGCUAUUCAGCCACUGCUAUUAGGUGAUGGGUGGAACAUUCCAAACCAUUUGUGCCCUACGCAAGGAAUGAAAUAAGUUUAAGCAUGAGGCUAGCCUAGCCUAGUGAAGUGUAGACAUCAAGACAGAACCACUCCAGAUCACAAACCGAGCGAUUGUGAAUUUUGUAAAGUGCAAUGUGGAAGCCUAAAAUAAGGCUACACUGUUUCUCAGCAUUAAAAAUCUGCAAUACAGGUUUGUCCUGAUAUAAUAAUCUAUUGUGAUUUCUCUCCCCAGGAAGAUAAAUAGUUGAUGUGCAGUGUUUGACUUUUUAAGUUAGAUUGAAGAUCUCAGUAUGGAAUCGUAUGGGCAAACUAGCCUACUUCAAAGCAAGGACCAAGGUUAUAUUUUUUCUGAUGAGCUGAUAAAUAGCCCCCAAAAGUACUCAGAUACAUUCUCAAUGUGAUUUGUGCAAACUUCAGGCCAGAGAGUCUUACUACCGUUACUAUGAACUGCACAGCUAAAGGGUUAGUGCAUUUACUCCUAAAGGCCAACCAAUGCUUCCCAGCGGAAAUUUUGACUGGUAACUGCAUGCACACUAUUCAAAAAGACAAAAUCAUAUUUUUUCUCCAAAAGAACUAAACACGCUGGGUUGCCUUGUUUGCUGAAAUAAUUGCAUUUCUGAAGGAACCACUUGCUCAUAUGCAGAAAAAAAUAAAUCUGACAAAGGAACAUGGUGAUGAGGAUAAAGAGGAGUUAUGUACUGUAAUUGCCUCCAAAAUGUGACCGACAAAAUACCUGAACAUGACUUACUCCUUGUGAUGGGUGACUUUAAUGCUAAAGUAGAAGGUGACAACCAAGCAAUGGAAAGAGCAACUGGGGAAAAGCCUGCAUUGGGAACAAUCAACUAAAAUGGAAAGACGCUUAUUGAACUGUGCUAAGUAUGACCUAGCUCUUGCAAGUGCCAUAUUCCCUCAGACACACACAAACGUAAUUCACCAGAUGGCAACACAAAAACAGAUGAUCAACCACAUCUGCAUUACCUUGAGAUUCAAAUAAUCUGUUCAAGAUAUAAGGGCAUAUAGAGCAGCAGAUGUAAGCAGUGACCAUAAUAGUUGCAUUGCUAAAUUGAAAUUAAAGUUAAGAUCAGCUUUAAACAGAAAGUGGCAAAGAAAAAAGUAUAAAAUUAAAAAUCAAAACAAUGUGAAAAAUUCUAACUUUAAUUAAGGAACAGAUUUGAGGCACUGCGAGAAGCAGAGAUGAGAGACCGGACUGGAAAAAAAAUGGGCAGGGCUCAGAGAAUGUGAUUUAAGCUGCAGCAUUCACAGGUUGAUAUCAGCAGAGGCUGAACAAGAAUUAGAUAAGCGAGGAGAUGCAGCAUCCCAUCAAGGAAAGAAGUACAACUCCUGCACAUUAAGACCAAACUUUUGAGAAAGGCAAAGGAGCAGCAUAAGAAAGCAAAAGCAAGGAAAGGCAAACAGGUGUUGAAGACCUAAGCAGCUGAAGCUGCUGCUGAUUGCAAAUUUCAACAGGGCCAAUAAACAAAAUGGAAAAAUGCUUACAACUGAGGUAAACUGAGCAGAUGGACAGAGCAUCUUUAAGUCCAUAGACCCAACCCCCAUCAGCAUCAGAUUUUGAUUAAAUGUGAAGCUGAUCAAAUUGACCAAUCCAAUAGAAAUGUGCAGGCUGCAAUCAAAGUUGAAAAAUAAAGUAGCAGAUGAUCAAAUUUAUAUGCAGUUACAUUUGCCUUUUCAGGUAAUGUUAGAAGCAUCUGCACAGUACACAUAAACAGGAGUGCAUAGACUAUGUAUGGAGCAAGUGGAUAAAUAAUUAAAAAAAAACUUUGUAGCUUAA